CGCGCUGCCCGGUCGAACAGUAUGGCGGUGCUCGGCGUGUGUGGCGGAGUGUGCUUGAUCGGUGUUGCAUAAUUGGCGGCAUAACCAGCUGUGAUCGACGAGCGGGGGCGAGCGAGCGAACGAGAGAAGGAAGCGUGAAGGCGGACGAAGUUCGGCAACGAGUGACGCUACGACAGCUCGACGACAGUGCCUCCCGCGGACGAAGAGAUAUGUCGCAGAGUGGAGGCGCGCGUUGCUAGCGCUGGCAAGGAUGCGGGAUCGAGCAUCAUCGCUAAUCACGGAUCGGUAACGAACGGCGAGGAGCAGCGGCACGGUGAUAACGUACCGCUCAGCAUGACGGCGAUCAAGGGUAGCGGCACGCCGGGCACCCCGCGCCAGCUUAACGUCCUUAGCAACUUCAAGUACGAGUACUUCGUCGCGGGCAUCUCGGGCGGCGUCGUCUCGACCCUGAUGCUGCACCCGCUGGACCUAAUCAAGAUCCGAUUCGCAGUGAACGACGGUCAAACAAGUACGGCACCACGGUACAAUAGUCUCAGAAAUGCCAUCGCUCAGAUAGUUAAGACUGAGGGUGUGCGUGGGCUCUACAGGGGUGUAACACCAAACGUUUUAGGAUCGGGCAGUUCGUGGGGUUUCUACUUCUUCUUCUACAAUACGAUAAAGACUUCGAUCCAAGGUGGCAAUUCGAAGAAACCUCUCGGACCGUCGAUGCAUAUGUUUGCUGCCGCUGAUGCCGGAGUGCUUACAUUGCUCAUGACUAAUCCUAUCUGGGUGGUAAAGACGCGGCUGUGCUUACAAUAUGCUGAUGAUGUAAAGAUAGCAGAAUCUAAGAAAUAUCGGGGCAUGGCUGAUGCUUUAAAGAAGAUUUACAAGACAGAGGGUAUUAGAGGUUUAUACAAGGGUUUAGUUCCUGGAUUGUUUGGCGUUUCCCACGGUGCAAUACAAUUCAUGUCGUACGAAGAGAUGAAAAAUAAAUAUUACAAUUACUUGAAUGUACCCAUCGAUACGAAAUUGAGUACGACCGAAUACAUCGUCUUCGCGGCGAUAUCAAAGCUGAUUGCUGCAGCGUCGACGUACCCUUAUCAAGUAGUGAGGGCACGACUUCAGGAUCAUCAUCACGAUUAUCGGGGUACCUGGCAUUGCAUUCAAUGCACAUGGAGGUAUGAGAGUUGGCGUGGCUUUUACAAAGGGUUAAGCGCGAACCUCAUCAGAGUGACCCCGGCGACAGUUAUCACGUUUGCGGUCUACGAAAAUAUGUUUCAUUAUCUGCAAUCCGGACGCACCGCCCGCGCCGUGGAAGAAGCGAUCGUUGUGCCUGCGGUUAGCAAACUAAAGGAGUAAGGUAUAACUAGGGGAUCCCUUGGAGCUUUACCGAAAUACAUGUGUAAUCCGGAUUUGUUCGGAAUCGUAUGCGUAAUAUACUUGUGAUGAAAAAUGAACUGAAACCAGUGAAUCGUAAUUACAAUAAAAUUCUAUUUUGAAGAAAGGAUUCGAGAUAUAAAAGCUUAUAAGAACAAUGGAUUUUAAUUUCUUGCUAAUGUACAGCAUAAAUUCAAGUUCGUGAAAUGGCAGCGCACAAUAGAAACAAUAGCCUUAAGAAAAGUCCAUUAUUUGUUUAUUAGCAUUUUCAUUGCAAAAAUAAUAAGCAUUUUUUAUAUCACAUACCUUUCACAUUUUUAAUCCCGAUAAAUAUUUUUUUAAAUAUUUUUUUUUAAUACCGUGACCAUUUCAUACUAGUAAUUGGAUUAAAUUAUAUAUUUUUUUAUUGAUAGAAGAAUAUUCUAGCAGUCAUGUUGGUGAUCUAUGUAAACCAUCGAAUGAAGUAAAAGUUGAAUUAUUGAAGAGUGCAAAUGAUUAAACUUUUCGAGUAUGUUUGAAAUGUACCGAUAAUUGCAUUUAUUUCCAUUGAUUGCAUCUUUAUUUUUUAUGCAUGUUAUAAUUUUCAAAGACAUAAUAAAUUGUUUUCUUUGUGUUGUAAUUACAGUUAUUAAAUUGUAAUUAGAGAUUUAAUGAUACAUAUUGAUGGUAAAAAGUUUAUUAUUAAAAAACAAUUUAUAUGCUUAGUAAAUUUUAUGUCUUAACGUUACACGCAUUUCUGUACAUUACAGAUAACCGUAUUUAGAAGACUCAGAUUUUGUGUUGAAAGCUUUAAUUAUGCUAUUACGACUGUUGUUAAUAGUCUUUAAUGCUAUUAUCAUUAUAUUGUAUUUAUUUGUAAUUAUUUUGUUUUAUAUUGAUUGAAAAAGUUUAAUACUUGAUUUCAAAUUUGUAAAAAUUUAAUUUCAACAUUUAUUAUAAUAUUUAUAUAUUGAUAAAUAUUAUUUUUUUCCAAUAAAACAUAUGCUUAGAAAUGAAUUAAGAUAUCUGUACAUUAUGUACAUUAUGAUUUUCGUUAUCGAUCUGUUCCAGGUUUUGUUGCAGAUUUUCUUAAUUUUUUCCGUUAUUUCAUCUUUACAGCAUAUCAAAACCCGCUGGAUUUCUGCUAAUAUCAUUUAACAUAACAGAUCUUGUAUAGGUAUCAUCUCUGAUAAAGUUUAAAAUAAACAUUACUCUUCUUCUUUCGACGAACUUGGCUGUAUGAAUUAAUAAACUUUCCAGUUACUCUCAAAGUCUCAAUGCAAUGUAAUUGAGCAAAGUUAUUUAAUUAGUGUUGAUGUAAUGGCUUACUAGAUCUAAAAGAUUUACAGGACAUUUUUUAUAACGUUGAUCACAAUGCUGCUCGCGUUCGGCUUCUAUAAUCUCAUCUGGAAGAUCUUCAUUCGUCGACAUAGAGGGUCUGCGAACAAAGGAAUGCGCAUAAAUGUUAUAAUUUAUAUAUUACUUCUUGUGUUAUAAUAGCACGAAUAUGUGCUGGAUGAAUACUGAUCGAAAAUAAAAAUUUCUCGAUAAGUUGAUCUAAA
Messenger RNA from Solenopsis invicta (red fire ant), 2897 nucleotides. Its product is annotated as mitochondrial folate transporter/carrier. Gene Ontology annotation, cellular component: mitochondrion. NCBI's taxonomy places the organism in Eukaryota, Metazoa, Arthropoda, Insecta, Hymenoptera, Formicidae. The transcript is spliced from 6 exons. The record is from RefSeq and is a predicted model, not a curated record. Gene Ontology annotation, biological process: nucleotide transport; folate import into mitochondrion. The coding region runs from base 334 to 1338 and encodes 334 amino acids. Gene Ontology annotation, molecular function: folic acid transmembrane transporter activity; FAD transmembrane transporter activity.